Molecule: messenger RNA, 1101 nt
Organism: Dictyostelium discoideum AX4
Lineage: Eukaryota; Evosea; Eumycetozoa; Dictyosteliales; Dictyosteliaceae
Exons: 2
Coding region: 1-1101 (366 amino acids)
Source: RefSeq, a predicted model, not a curated record
AUGGACAGUUUUGAAAUUUUAAAAGAAUUUAAAAACAAAAUAAUAAAUUAUUCCCUUGUGGAUUCGAAUUGGUUUAAAAUUCUCAAAAACUUUUCAGUAAUUUUAUUCCACGUAUUUAUUUUGAUAAUAAUAAUAAUAAAAACUAUUCAAAUUUUAAAUAUAACAAAUAUUCUUUACAAAAUCAAUAAUAAUAAUAAUUAUAAUAAUAGUAAUAAUAACAAAUUUAAAUUGAUUCAUAAUGAUUUAGUUAAAACAAUAAUAGUUUAUUACUUUGAAAUAAAUAAUAAAUCAAUUAAUUAUAUGAAUAGUUUAAAAUCAUUAGAAACUGUUAAUAUUAGAUAUUUAUUAAUUAAUUUUAAUUUAUAUUUGGGUUGCUGUGAUCCCUAUGAACCAACAAAUUUAGAACAUAUUGAAAAAGAAGAAUUCAAAUUUAAAACAAAUGAAUUUAAAGUUUCAUAUGAUAUUGAAUAUAAUACAACCUAUGGAUUCGUUUAUGAAAUGAUUAAAGAAUUAAACCCAAAAUAUUUAAAAAUCAAACCCCUUCGAUGUGUUUCAGAUUCAGGAGAAUCACAUCUUCAACAAUAUCACUCAAUUUCAAAAUUAAAUCAAAACUAUGAAAGUGUAGAAAUCAUUGACGACUUCAUACCAUUAUAUGCACUUUACAGAUUUUUACAAUCACCAAAUUUACAUACACUCAAUUUCAAUCUUCAAUUUCAUUUUUUAUCUUCAAUCUAUGAUCAUAAUCAAAUUAAAAAUAAUAAUAAUUAUUAUAGUGAUCGUAAUAGUAAUAGUAAUAGAGAUGAUAGUAGUAAAGAUAGUGGUGAUAAAGACAAAACAGAAUUAGAUUUUAAUAAAAUGGAUAAUUUUAAAUUUAUUGAUUUUGGAAAUGAUAAUAAAGGAAAAAUAUUUGAAGUUCAUGAUGAUAUUAAAUUUUAUAUUGAUAAUGGUAUAAAUGAAGAUAAUCAAAUCUAUUGCUCAUAUAGUCGUAGUGAAAUUUCAUGUUUUUCAAAAGAAAUACCACCAUAUUCAAAGUCUCUAGAAUCAAUGUUUAAAAUUAUUAUCAACAAAUUCAACAAUUACAAAUUUAUCAAUUACUCAUAA